AUGCUGUUUUUUCAAGUUAAUCCAAGGCAGGAUGUUGCGUUGCUGCUUAGGAGGCAAUCCCAAGAAGGUCGUCCAAGGACAAGCCGGCCUCCUCGGCAAGAGAAGACAAAGCCACUAUCUGAAGGAAAACAGCCAGCCGUCCGUGAACCUAGAAGGAAGAUGGACUGGAAGUUAGUAGUUUGGCCGGGAGAUAACGUUCCUUCUAGUGGCCACAAGAUGGAGACGGAUGCUAGGGAGUAUUUGGAAGCCAAGAGGGCAGUUGCUCUCCAACGCUCGGCCUCAGGGUCUACUCCCUAUAUGAAGGAUCCUCCAUUAAGGGUUUCGUCUAAAACAGAAGGAAGAAGUCAAAGACCUUCGGCUGUUCAGCCAAGGCAGGAAAAAACGAUUUUACAACCAAUGGUGUAUAAGCGUCAUGCCUUAGCCAACACCUCCUCAAACCCAGUGCUGAAGGAAUAUCGUCAGGAGCACAUACCCACUGAGGGGCAUGUUGGGGCACUCACGAUUAACUUGCCGACUCCCUUCUCAGCCAGAAUCAUGGAGUCCCCUCCAUUCCCAAAGGUUAAGCUUCCGACAAUAGAGCCCUUUGACGGCACUACAGAUCCGGAUGAUCACUUGUCCGCAUACAAACAUCAGAUGUAUGUUCAGGGAGUUGAUGAUGCUACAUGGUGCAAGAACUUUCCAGCCACGUUGAAAGGGGUAGCUCAAAAAUGGUUUAACAAUCUUCCUCCUAACUCGGUAAAUAAUUUUACUGAGCUCAGUAUCUUAUUUACCAGUCAUUUUGUCGUAAAUCGAAAAGAGCAGAAGACCAACAUGCAUCUAGGAAAGGUCGUGCAAGGACCUAAGGAAGCUCUAAUAAGUUAUGUGAAGAGAUUUAAUCUGGAAUCAUUGCAGAUCCAGGAUCUGAAUGCGGGAGUAGCAUUUGACGCUUUCAUCCGGGGUUUAAGACCUGGAAGUUUUUUGUUCGAUUUAGUGAAGAAGAAGAUAUCCACCUUGACUGAGGCUCUGCAGGAGGCCGAAGCCUUUAUUCAUGCUACAGAGGUUUGUGAUGAAGCAAAACAGCCAGAGGCAAAGAAAGUUGAAGAAACCAUCCAGCUGAAAAAGAGCAUCCCCAAGAAAGCUGAAACUUGGGCGGUGACUUCAAUGACAACUUCAUCUAGAAGAAGCAAGAGAUGUAAACCGGCAUCAUCAGCUGAGCCUAUAGAGUUCAACAAAGAUCAGUAUUCCAUUCUCAUGGAGAUCAAAGAUCAAUAUGAGCUUAAGGCGCCAGCAGAAAUGAAGACGCCUUAUAGGAACCGAGAUAAAAGCAAUUACUGUCAUUUCCACAAAGAUUGUGGUCAUGAGACGAAUGAGUGUAAGUAUCUGAAAAGGGCCUUAGAGGACUUAGCUCGCAAGGGUAAAAUGAACUCCUAUUUACCUCAGGCAAGUAGAAAAUUCCAGAAAAAAGACAAUCGUCAAGGGAGAAGAAAAGAUGAUGAAAGCAUAACGAAGAUGUAG
Messenger RNA from Beta vulgaris subsp. vulgaris (sugar beet), 1494 nucleotides. RefSeq lists its product as uncharacterized. The record is from RefSeq and is a predicted model, not a curated record. The transcript has a single exon. Lineage: Eukaryota; Viridiplantae; Streptophyta; Magnoliopsida; Caryophyllales; Amaranthaceae. Bases 1 to 1494 code for a protein of 497 amino acids.